This is a messenger RNA of Adineta steineri, 1276 nucleotides long. Lineage: Eukaryota; Metazoa; Rotifera; Eurotatoria; Adinetida; Adinetidae. The record is from the annotation of a GenBank genome assembly.
UUAAAGGUUUCAAAAGAAAAUAAUUGAUAAACUAGAAAUGUUCAGUACGGAUAAAUGUACACUAUAUCAAAUAAAAACUGAAAGUUAAAUUAUAAUGAUGAUAAGAAUUCAAAGAAGACUAAUUUUUUUAAUAUCUUCAUUAAAUAAUUCAUUAAUUAAGUUUAUAAUUUACUAGAGAAAUUGUAGUAGAUAAGUGAUACAAUUAAAUGAUUUUAUUCACAUAAACUAUGUGACAAGCUUUAUUGUAGAAGAACUUCUUUUGAUUACUAAAAAGGCGAAUUCUUCAUGUUGUCACUGAUAACAACUGCAAUCAAAUCGUUCUCUUAUUAUAAAUGUAUAUUUUAUUUUAGUCUCAUCGCAUUUACCAAAUCUAGGUAUCGAUGCAAAAUGGAUACAAAAUGGUAUCACAGUAGCUGGAGGCAGUGGACAAGGCAAUGGAAAUAAUCAAUUAUUUAAUCCGUAUAGUAUGUACAUCGACGAAGAUGAAACUAUGUACAUUGCUGAUUUUAGUAAUCAUCGUAUUGUAGAAUGGAAACGUGAUGCACCCAAUGGCCAAAUAGCUGCUGGGGGAAAUGGAGCUGGAAACCAAGAUAAUCAAUUAAAUGGUCCAACAAGUGUCAUAGUUGACAAAGUAAAUGAUUGUUUUAUUAUCUCCGAUCGUGGUAAUGAAAGAAUAAUACGAUGGCCUCGUCAGAAUGGCAGAAGUGGACAAACAAUCAUCUCGAACAUUAAUUGUCUUGGAUUAGCAAUGGAUAAUGAAGGAUAUCUCUAUGUUUGCGACUACGUGAAACAUGAAGUGAGACGAUGGAAAAUGGGGGAUACAAAUGGAAUAGUAGUAGCAGGUGGAAAUGGACAAGGAAAUCGAGCUGAUCAGCUGAACCAACCUUGGAGCAUUUUUGUUGAUGAAGAGAAGUCAUUAUACGUAUCCGAUAAUGGAAAUCAUCGCAUGAUGAAAUGGGUUAAAGAUGCAAAGGAAGGUAUUUUAGUAGCUGGCGGUCAAGGUCAAGGAAAGGAACUGACACAAUUGUGCUAUCCUCGAGGUGUGGUAGUUGAUCGGCUAAGCAAUGUCUAUGUGGCAGAUCAAGGUAAUUGUCGAGUAACGCGUUGGCGUAAACAUGCUGCACAAGGUAGUAUCAUUGUUGGCGAUAUUAGACCAGGUACAGAAGCAAAUCAACUUAGCGGUCCUUUGGAUUUGUCAUUUGAUCAACAAGGGAAUCUUUACGUCGUGGAUCACAAGAACCAUCGUGUACAAAAAUUCAAUAUUGAUUCAACUUAA